UGUUCUCCUCAGAUCAGUGACCGAUCUCACGAUCUCACAGUCGCAGAUUUCGUUUCCACUUUAUUUGACUUUCUCGGGAAAUCUGGCCGAGCCUUGAAGAUUUGGAUUCUGUAAAUUUCCCACCUGCGUUAAUACCAUUACCUAGACAUAUACAGGAACAUAUUACUACAUACUGACAUUAUCAGCUGUUGGAGUGGGUCUUCGAUUGGUUCACAGUUUUUGAAUUCUAGGGUUUUUUUGGAAAGUUUUCGACUCCCUGAUAUAGAGAUCAGUGUAAUCUGCAAUAUAGAGAUCAGUUUUAGGUUUAGAUAGGAAGUAGUUUAUUUUGUUUUUUCUUUAUAAGAAAUGGAGAAGAAGAGAGUAGCGGUUCCGCUCGUCUGCCAUGGCCAUUCGAGGCCGGUUGUGGAUUUGUUCUACAGUCCGAUUACUCCAGAUGGCUUCUUUCUCAUCAGUGCCAGCAAGGAUUCCAGCCCCAUGCUUAGAAAUGGAGAGACAGGAGAUUGGAUUGGUACAUUUGAAGGGCACAAGGGUGCAGUUUGGAGUUGUUGCUUGGAUACAAAUGCUUUGCGUGCUGCUUCUGGUUCAGCAGACUUUACUGCGAAAAUAUGGGAUGCAGUAACAGGGGAUGAGUUGCACUCAUUUGAACACAAGCAUAUUGUUCGGGCUUGUGCUUUUUCAGAGGAUACUAACUUUCUGCUGACUGGUGGAGUUGAAAAAGUCCUUCGCAUUUAUGAUUUAAAUCGCCCUGAUGCAUCUCCAAGAGAAGUGGAUAAGUCUCCUGGUUCAGUCAGAACUGUUGCAUGGCUCCACAGUGAUCAAACGAUAUUGAGCUCAUGUACUGAUAUGGGUGGCGUCAGAUUAUGGGAUGUAAGAACUGGUGAUGUAGUCCGGACUCUUGAAACUAAAUCUCCCGUCACUAGUGCUGAAGUGAGUCAAGAUGGGCGUUACAUCACAACUGCUGAUGGGUUUACUGUGAAGUUUUGGGAUGCAAAUCAUUAUGGGCUGGUCAAGAGCUAUAACAUGCCAUGCACUGUAGAGUCAGCAUCUUUGGAACCAAAAUUUGGGUACAAGUUCAUUGCCGGGGGAGAAGAUAUGUGGAUACGUGUCUUUGAUUUCUACAAUGGUGAAGAGAUUGCAUGUAACAAGGGUCACCAUGGUCCCGUGCACUGCGUUCGUUUCUCACCGGGAGGGGAGUCAUAUGCAUCAGGGUCCGAGGACGGAACCAUCAGAAUCUGGCAAACUGGCCCUGCCACACACGAUGAUGGUGAGACAAUUACCGCUAACGGGUUGGCUGGAAAGGCGAAUUUUACAUCGGAUGAGGUCUUGCGCAAGAUUGAGGGCUUCCACAUAGCCGAUGAGGGGAAGAGUAAAGAGAAAGAAGAUGCUGCAAACGCUUAACACGGCUAAUUAUGUGUAUAUAUUAUUGCUUGUUGACCUACCUCUAGGGCAUAGUUUUGAAUCCCUUUUCCACGAAACCGUAACUUAGACAAGUCCUAGGAUAAAUGUGUGAUUAUAGGACUCGUAUUAGUUUCACAUGGAUUUCAGCCAUCAUCUACUGUCAAUUUGAUUGAAGGCUGUGGGAUAGAAGAGCUUUCAAGUUUGAUCCCUGGCUGGCUCUGUUUAUUUUCAUCACUUUGGUUUUGAGAUGAAUCAAAAAGUUGAGGUUGAAAGCUGAUA
Molecule: messenger RNA, 1677 nt
Organism: Diospyros lotus (date-plum)
Lineage: Eukaryota; Viridiplantae; Streptophyta; Magnoliopsida; Ericales; Ebenaceae
Exons: 7
Coding region: 346-1398 (350 amino acids)
Biological process (GO): spliceosomal snRNP assembly
Cellular component (GO): SMN complex
Molecular function (GO): protein binding; RNA binding
Source: RefSeq, a predicted model, not a curated record